CUGCUUAUUCCCGCUUGGAUAUAGAAGAGGGCUAUAGUCGUUAUUCGCAUCGUGCGCCUCUGCCCUUCUUUAGUAUCAUCUGUCACAAACAUCUGGCACUCGCAGUGUCUCCCUGCCCCCCGCUCUUUCAAAUCCACACUCUUUCCUUGAGCCCGAUCCUUAGUAUACCAGACUGCUACACAAUUGUCCGGGGACACUGUCGAGACUAUUCCUUUGAGCCUGUUCUUUUGGCGUGGAUACAUUUACCAAACAAGCCACAAUGGUCGCUGAAUCUGGGGCGACGAUAACAAUGCCACCUUUAUCUGCUUCUGCCUCGACUACUCCUGCCACCAACGACCCCUCAACUUCUUCGUCUUCCAUGAAGACGACACCCAGCGCUUCCAAAACAGAGCCCAAGCCCAUCAAACUCAGGGCUGCUUGCAACCACUGCUUCUCGGCGAAGGUUCGGUGUGAUGGGAACAAAGAGGGCUGUCGCAGAUGCUCUGAAAAAAGACUGUCUUGCGUCUACAGCGAAUCCAGAGUCGGGAAAGUGGUAGGCAAACGACGAAAGCGGCCUAUUGACGACUCCAUCGGCACCAUCAAUUCCCAGUCGUGGAUUGUCCAUAAUUCGCUCCCUAUACAGUCCAUCCCCUCGCCUGCUACCACCCACGGUUCAGACGAACCGGGCCGGAGACACGGCAACCCCCCUACCUGGUCCUCCUUCAUCGUCAAUAGCGACCCAGGGUUUUUAACUUUCGACGAGGCAACCGAGUCACUGGGCGCUUUGGAGAUGUCAGAUAACCGGAGUUACUCGAUGGCUAGCGACAUCAGCUUCUUCAACAACAGCGGGCUACCCACACCGGGACUCAGUCCUCCUCAAUUUACGCGAUACCUGUCGCCGGCCCAGCUUGAAACUCGACCCCUCUCGAGACACUCCUCGUGUCCAGUUGAUCCAUCCAAGCUACAACCACCAACCUAUACCGUGCCACUUUCCCGCAACAUUGAGCCCGGGCUGGAGGAUGAGGAGACUGUGUGCAUCAAAUUGCUCGCUCACCUCAAAAGGCAUUCGUCCGAUGAGUCCCAGCCACGGGAGAUGCAAAUUGAGCUAUUGAAGAAGAGCAACGCGGCCGUGCGGAGGAUAUUACGCAGCAAAUCGGUUCGAGCUGAUUACUCAUGCCACCUGCUGCUCUCCAACAUCAUCAACCAUCUGGUUCGGCUGUGUGAGCGGCUGUGCCAAGGCAGAUUGGAUGAAUGCGUCCUAGGGAACAUGGAGUGUCAGUUCUUGCAGGAACAAGUCCACUUUGAGGGCAUGCCUGGCUUUUUCGACACCCCGGUUCCGUCAGCUGUCCCGGCCCCAGAGCAGGACUUGCUGGGGAACCUGGUCAAGGAAGUAAUCGUCUUUACUUCCAUAGUGGGCGACUUUCUGAAGAGAAAGCCCAUCUACGGAUUCCAACACCUGGGGCGGCACGAGACCUUUCAUGUGGAAUUAGAGCAGAGGCUGAAGAAGGCAACCGUCUUGCUCCAGUCCUGAUGAUGUAUUGACCUAUAAUUUCCGUCAUGAUGGGAUGCCCUGGGAUGCCCUUGUAUGCGGCGGGGCCUAGACGGAGAAAAUGACAUGACUUCAAAACUGG
This is a messenger RNA of Cladophialophora immunda, 1610 nucleotides long. RefSeq lists its product as uncharacterized. The transcript has 3 exons. Gene Ontology annotation, molecular function: DNA-binding transcription factor activity, RNA polymerase II-specific; zinc ion binding. Gene Ontology annotation, biological process: regulation of DNA-templated transcription. Bases 260 to 1510 code for a protein of 416 amino acids. NCBI's taxonomy places the organism in Eukaryota, Fungi, Ascomycota, Eurotiomycetes, Chaetothyriales, Herpotrichiellaceae. The record is from RefSeq and is a predicted model, not a curated record.